This is a messenger RNA of Neltuma alba, 960 nucleotides long. RefSeq lists its product as uncharacterized. NCBI's taxonomy places the organism in Eukaryota, Viridiplantae, Streptophyta, Magnoliopsida, Fabales, Fabaceae. Bases 1 to 960 code for a protein of 319 amino acids. The record is from RefSeq and is a predicted model, not a curated record. The transcript has 2 exons.
AUGAAUAAAAAAAAUAGCAAAGCUUCAUGGGAUAUAAGAGCCACAAAGGUCUUUAUUGACCUGUGUAUUGAAGAAGUUGAAAAAGGGGGAAGAAGAGGAACUAGUUUGACAAAGCCUGCUUGGACAAGUAUUGAGGAGAACUUUGCUGCAAAGACUGGGAGAGUUUAUACGAAAAUCCAAUUGAAGAACAAAUUUGAUACCUUGCGAAAGGAGUGGCAAUUAUGGGAUAGGCUGCUCCGUGAGACAGGUUUAGGAUGGGAUGCCGAAAGGAAUACUGAAGUUCCAGGCUAUGAGAAAUUUAGAGAAAGAGGGCUUCAAUUUCGGGCUGAAUUGACUCAACUCUUUGGGUUUGUAGUUGCGACUGGACCACAGUCAUGGGCACCUUCUUCCAUGACACUUCUAAGCGAAGGAGUUCCUGAAAAUGAUAUGGAAGAAGGAUCUGGAGAUAGUGAUGAAAUUUUGGGGGCACCAACUGGCAUAAGCGGGGAGUUUAAUUCAGUCACAUUCAAUGACAAUAGUGGAGGAAGUGGAGGCAACACUGGAAUGAGACAGGAAACCAUUCGUGGGAGUAGAAGCACAGGUGGUAGUCGACCUAGUAGCUCAUUAGGGGUUAGAAAAAAGGGUGAAUCCAUGAAAAAGAAAUCUACUACCACUAUGAAAAUAGCGGAUGCACGAAGCAGGAUAGCUCAGGCAAAUGAAAAUGAUUCUCAGCGUGAACAUGAAGAGAUUUCAGAAGCACGUGCUAGGAAGCUAGAAGAAGAAGCACGUGCUUAUGAGACGUCAAUUGCGGGAGUCAUGGAGCACCUUAAUGAAGUUAAUGAAAUUGUUGAUGAUCCUGAUCUGUUUGGCCGGUGCACAACACUUCUUAUGGACAAGCCAGCUGCAAGGGAGAUGUAUGUGGCUCUGAAGAACAAGAGGGAAAAACUACUGAUCUUCUUGAAGCAUGCAACUAAGGAUUGA